Molecule: messenger RNA, 4033 nt
Organism: Bombyx mandarina (wild silkworm)
Lineage: Eukaryota; Metazoa; Arthropoda; Insecta; Lepidoptera; Bombycidae
Biological process (GO): positive regulation of transcription by RNA polymerase II; double-strand break repair via homologous recombination
Cellular component (GO): BRCA1-A complex; BRCA1-BARD1 complex
Molecular function (GO): ubiquitin-protein transferase activity
Source: RefSeq, a predicted model, not a curated record
AAUAUUUACUACGUAAUUCGGAAAUUAGAAUCCGGCGGGAAAAUAUUAAUAAAAUCACACACAUUUUACAAGAAAGCUGAUUAUAAAUUACUGAAAUUGAAGAUCUUGUGAUUAUUAGGUGCGAUCAACCUGUAAGGGAUUUUGAUGUUCUUAAUUGUUUUUUUUUUAUAAAAUGUUAAUUGAGGAUUUAGAUAUCAAUUUAUUAUCCCAACUGGUUACGGAGCAAAUUGAUCAAGUCACUUGCUUGGAAUGCUGUAAGUACUAUGUUGCACCUGAAACAGCUUCUUGUGGGCAUUCAUUAUGUCAUUUAUGUUGGAAAAAAAGACGUACUUGCCCUAUUUGUGCUACGCUGCUCGAACGUCGAUCUGCAAAAUUGAACAGACCUUUACACACCCUGACUGAACAUGUACAAAAUUUAGGCAAUGCAUUUGAGAAGCUUUUCAAAACUAAACUAGAUGAAUUUACACUGGAAACACCAAAACAACCUGGAUUUAUAAAUGGCCCAAUUGAUAAUGUCAAAGAGUGGCUUGCCAGUUCUCAAAACCAGUUCACAAAUUCAGCUUUAAACUCAGGACAAUCAUCACAAGACACAGUCAAGAUUGUUAAUAAAGAAUUGUCCGCAAAUGAAUUUCAAGUUCAUACUAAAGUCAAUACUGUGAAAAAUUGUUCAGUAGUGGUUCCGGCACCAGCAGCUCAAGAUGACUGGGACAAGAUUGAAGUUAUGCCAGAUUCUGAUGCAUACAUAAAUAAAGAAAACAUUGCAGGCCCAAUGGACAUUGAGCCAUUUUCAAUUGAAGACCAAGAAUACACUACACAGAACCCUCGCAGAAGUUCCAGAAUGAGGGAUCUGAAUAUUAGUAGCAAUAAUGCUAAAACAGAAAAUAACAAUGCACUUGCUUUAAAACAAAACAAAGAAACAAAUUCUGAUAUAGAAAAAAAUUCCAUAGUAGUGAAACAGAAUUGGAAUAAUGUUAAAAGAAUGAGAAAAGAAUUUAGUAAAUUGAACAAAAAAAACAGAAACAAAUUAAAUGUUUCGAUUGAAAUGGCUAAGAAAACUCAAAUUUCAAAUAAACAAGAAAAUAUAAUUGAUAUGAAAGAUAUACAGGAAUUAAACUGUGAAAUUGAUGAAAACACUCCAAACAUUGAAAGUAAAAAAAAGUGCAAUGAAUUAAACAAAGGUUGUGAUUUGGAUGAAAAAAAUCAAAAUAUAGAUAAAAGAAGUCCAGAAAUUAAUAUACCUACAGCACUAAAUGGCAUUGGUGGAAAUACUGAUAACAGCUCAAGUCAAGUCAAUUUUUCACAAGAAAUUAGUACAAGUUUAAAUACAACAAAAAAUUUGUCCAAAUCAGAAAAAAAACCUUCAUUGAAUGAAAAGACAAAAACAACCACAAUGCCUUUUCUUAAAAAAAGUUCUCUGUGUCCUCAAAGUCCAAAAAAAAAAGAUGAAAAUAUAAGAACAGUAAAUCAUGUAAUUGAUACAUCAUCAAAAGAAAAUACAAAUGAUGACAUAGAAAUUUCUAUAAAAAUAGGUAAUACUGUAACUAAUAUUUUCAUUAGAAAAAAAGAAAAUGAUGUUCAACUAAAAGUUAAUACUGACCGUGAAAUACAAACUACACUAGGGCCAUAUGAUCUAGUAUCUAAAGUACAAAACAUAAACCAAGAAAACAUACAAAAGUCAACGCAAGAAAAUCAAACAACAAAAAUAAAUACUUUCAAAAAAAUACCUGAACAAUGCUUAAAAAAAUCUGUAUCAACUAAGCACAAUACUUCUUCAGCCGACACAGCAACAGCCCAUUUUGAUAUCACUGAAAGUGUGGAAAAAGAACUAUCAAAUAUGAAUAUGGAAAAUUUUAAGCAAAAUAAUAAUAUCAAGGAGAAUCAAUCCAAUGUAAUUGAUAAAAAUGCAGAUAUUGAACUUCUUAAUGAUUUAGAUAUUUUCAGUGCUUCAAUGACUGAUAAUAAUGUAAAACUAUUAAGUCAACAAACGAAAAUUGGUUCAAAAAUAUUAACACCAAGAGCACCUCCAAAACUCAAAACACAACAGUCUAAUAAUAAAAGAAUAAGAGAACCAAAUGAAGAAGAUUUAAAACAAAGUAAUAAAAAAACCAAACUGAUUUCAUGUACAGGUACUUUUGAAACUGCUGUUAACGAUAAAUCAAUGUCUAAUCAAAAUGAUGCUCAAGAAAGUGAACCUAUCAACUACGAUGUAAUUAUGGAUCAAGUAUUUGCAAACAUUGAUGCUGAUAUAGAAGAUACAAGAAAAAUAAAAACUGUCAAAGAAGCUUCCAACUUACUAGAAAAGACUGUAGAAAAUCAUACAACCGCUACACAAGAUCAAUUUAUUAGUAAAACUCAGAGAUCAAUUGUGGAAUGCUUCACCACUGACAAAACACUGGCCAAUUCCCAAACAGUGAAUGAAAAUAAAAAUCAAAAGGAUAGUGAAAAUAUAUUUUCUGUUUGUGAAAAUCAUACUGAAUUUCAAAAGACAACCAAUAGUGAAAUGCCAGAUACAGUACAUAAGCACAUGGAAGAUACACUAACACCUGCCCUGUCUCAAAAUGUCAAAACACCACUAGAAUGCUUGAAAGCCAGUGACGACGACUGCGACAGUGUUGUGGAAGAGACACCACAAAAAUGUCACUCGUUCAACAAAGGAAAACAAAAGGAGAAUUCAACUGUGAAAGAAUGUGAUCUUGGAACAGAUCUGAAGCAAAUCAAAAGUGUUAUUAAUUUAACAGACACGGCUGAAACUAAUGAGAGCAAAGAUGUAACCGUGGUUAAUACAAAUACUAAGAAACAGACCCUUGACACCCCGUUGACUAUAAAUAAGUUUGUCGAUCAAAUCAAACACAAGUCCACACCAAUGGCAAGAAAGUCUUUAAACUUCGAGAGUGAGCAAAUCAAUGUUAAUGAUGAUCCAGAACAGACAUUUUGUCCUCCAACGGAAGCGCUUCCGGAAAACACCCAGGAAAAAGAAUUUAUGAAGAAAAUUUUCGACAAAUCUCAGACCACACAGAUAGCAAGAGCUCUGGGUUCCUGUAACUCAAUGCUUAAUAAUAAAGAUUUUUGUGUCGCGGGAUCUUGUUUGACAUCAGCUGAACUUAAAAAACUCAAAGUCCUCUGCUCUGAAAAUAAAUGGUGCUACGUAGAUAAAUAUACAAAUAAUUUAACACAUUUAGUUGUUGGCGUUGAUGAAGAGAAAAAAUCACAAAGAUCUGUUAAAUACAUGUGUGCUUUGGCGGCAGGCAAAUGGAUAGUUUCAUUUGAGUGGGUGGAAAAGUGCUUGCAUCUUAAGAAAUAUGUCGACGAGGCACCCUAUGAAGCUCUGGACAGCACGGGGGAGCCCGGACCGAAGCGGUCGCGUAUCUCGAAACGGAAGCUAUUCCAUGGAAUCACAUUCUACUGUAUGCCGUCAUUUACCGUACUAGAUCUUCAAACUCUAAAGAGCAUGCUGGAAGCCGCAGGUGGCCGUGUCGUGACUGAUCCGAAAUAUGUUCGUAUUAGUAAGGACGCACCUGGUCCCGCCUUACUACUUGCCGAGCCCGAGAAUACGCAAGAGGAUCGUUUCAUAUACCUCGCAAUGGAGCAGAGCAUCGUACCAGUUAACUACGAGUGGGCGCUAAAUUGUCUCGGCAGUUAUACUUUGGGGUCAGUUCAAGAACUGUUACUUUGUCCGGCGGCGCUGCUGCCGACGUUGACUUCACAAUGGCCUGCUUGUUUAAUAGCUCGCGAAUAUGAUGACUAAACUUUUUGAAUUACACGGAUAUCAAAUAAAAUGUAUUUUAUAAAAAAUUAUAAAAAAAUUUGAUUUAUAAUCUCACAAUAUAAAUAUCACAUUCAAAAUAAUUUAAAUAAAAACACACUGUCUAUCUUAUAAUAAUAUAUGUUUAUUGUAUUUUAAUAUAUACAAAAAUGAAAAUGAAUGUGUUGAUUAGUUGUGAAUGAUGAUGAUUCUAUAAUAAAUUGUCGAUUAAAAUUUUAUUGUUUGAGUACAUUUUAGAAUGAUGCAGUUUAUUUUAUCUAAACUUUUGUA